AUGGGUCUCCUUUCGCUAGGAACGCCCAUGGAGUGGAAGGAUGCCCAACCCCUGGCAUCCCACGUCCGCAAGCACGGCAUCCAGCAGUUCCUUUCGCUGUGGAACAAGAUCAAGGAUCGACGCGGCGACAUUUUGCUGUGGGGAGACGAGAUCGAGUACAUUGUCGUCUCGUUUGACGAAGAGACGCAGAAUGCCAAGCUCUCGCUCAGGCAGGAAGAGAUCCUCAAGGUGCUCUCUGCCAGCGACCAGGAAACGCGGGAGUCUGCACCUGGACUGGCCGGGCAGAUCCCAACCUUCCACCCCGAGUUCGGCCGCUUCAUGCUCGAGUCGACUCCGGGAUCCCCAUACGGUGCUAGUCCGAAGGAGUUGCGAGGUGUCGAGCGCAACAUGCGUCUGCGAAGGCAAAUCGCUCGUUCUCACCUCAAGCCCAACGAGCUGCCCAUCACACUCACCUCGUACCCUCGACUAGGCGUCACCGAUGCACCGUUCACGGAACCUCACUACGAAGCAAAAGGCAACGCCUCUCGGUCUAUGUUCUUGCCGGACGAGCUCAUCAACCCGCACGCUCGAUUUCCCACGUUGGCAGCCAACAUCCGCAAACGUAGGGGAUCCAAGGUCGCCAUCAACAUGCCCAUCUUCAAGGACGUCAAUACACCGUCACCCUUCAUCGACCCGAGCAUCCCCUGGGAUCGUGAUCUGUUUCCAGAGGAUGCCGAGGCGAAAGCAGGUGCGGCCAAGCCGGAUCACAUCUACAUGGACGCUAUGGGAUUCGGCAUGGGCUGCUGUUGUCUCCAGGUCACCUUCCAAGCAUGCUCCGUGCAGGAAGCACGUACGGUCUACGACCAGCUCAUUCCCGUCGGACCCCUUCUCCUCGCAUUGACAGCUGCAUCGCCAGCAUACCGCGGCUAUCUCGCCGACGUGGACUGCCGAUGGAACGUCAUCUCGGCCGCCGUCGACGACCGCACACCGCAGGAACGAGGCGAACCUGCACUGCCCCUUCCCGGUCACACACCACGCGGAGGAUUGGAUCGAGAUGCGGAGAAGAUCCCCAAAUCCAGAUACGACUCGGUGGACUCCUACAUCUCGCAAGAUCCUCUCAACCGUCGCAGUUACAACGACAACCCUCUACCCAUCAACGCCGACGUCAAGCAGCAGCUCCGAGAAGCAGGGGUCGACGAUCUGCUCUCGGACCACCUCGCACACCUAUUCAUCCGCGAUCCGCUGGUCAUCUUCAGCGAGAUGGUAGACCAGGACGACGAGACGAGUACGGAUCACUUUGAAAACCUGCAGUCGACGAAUUGGCAGACGAUGCGGUUCAAACCUCCGCCACCGGGCGGAAGGAUCGGAUGGAGGGUCGAGUUCCGAAGCAUGGAGGUGCAGAUCACGGACUUCGAGAAUGCGGCGUUCUCCGUCUUCAUCGUACUGCUGACCAGGGCGAUCCUGAGUUUCGGGUUGAACUUCUACAUGCCCUUGACGAAGGUCGACGAGAACAUGGCUAGGGCGCAUGUGAGGGAUGCGGUGAAUGGGGAGAAGUUUUGGUUUAGGAAGGAGGUGUACAGGACGAGGAAUCGCCAUGCUUCGCGACAGGCCUCGCGGCAGGUUUCGAGAUGUAGCUCGGCGGAGAAUCUGCAGGGUGGAACGAGACAAGCCAAUGGGAUCGUCAAUGGAAAUGGAAACGGUCGAUCAAGUCCGCAGAGCAUCGCCUCGUCUUCCGACGGUAUCGAGGAAGAGGAGUAUGCGGAAUACACCAUGGACGAGCUCAUGAACGGCAAAGGCGACGAGUUCCCCGGCCUAGUCGGUCUCGUGCACAACUACCUCGACAGUCUCAACAUCGACGUGGAGACGCGGUGCGAGAUGGGAUUGUAUUUGGAGCUGGUAUCGCAGCGUGCGAGCGGCAAGCUGAUGACCACGGCGAGUUGGAUCAGGCAGUACGUGAGGAACCACAAGGACUACAAGGGCGAUUCGGUGGUGAGUCAAAAGAUCAAUUACGACAUGAUCAAGCAGCUGGAUCUGAUCGAAAGGGGAGAGGUUGAGGCGCCGGGCUUCUUGCCGAGAGGAUACGCGCAGAGGAGAAAGAGCCAGGAGACCAAGCCCGAUCUGAGGGCGUGA
This is a messenger RNA of Pseudozyma hubeiensis SY62, 2109 nucleotides long. RefSeq lists its product as hypothetical. Gene Ontology annotation, cellular component: glutamate-cysteine ligase complex. Gene Ontology annotation, biological process: glutathione biosynthetic process. Bases 1 to 2109 code for a protein of 702 amino acids. The record is from RefSeq and is a predicted model, not a curated record. Gene Ontology annotation, molecular function: glutamate-cysteine ligase activity. NCBI's taxonomy places the organism in Eukaryota, Fungi, Basidiomycota, Ustilaginomycetes, Ustilaginales, Ustilaginaceae. The transcript has a single exon.